Molecule: messenger RNA, 1410 nt
Organism: Penicillium subrubescens
Lineage: Eukaryota; Fungi; Ascomycota; Eurotiomycetes; Eurotiales; Aspergillaceae
Exons: 4
Coding region: 1-1410 (469 amino acids)
Molecular function (GO): heme binding; iron ion binding; oxidoreductase activity, acting on paired donors, with incorporation or reduction of molecular oxygen
Source: RefSeq, a predicted model, not a curated record
AUGCUGUGGGAAUUCCUGAACACAAAACAGGAACUGGUUUUCCUAGUUUCUGGAAUCACCGCUGUACUAGUCUAUCACCUCUACCGUACAUACUCGCGGCUGAAGCACAUCCCGGGUCCCUUCGUCGCAAAAUUCACGAACUUCUAUCGCUUCUUACUGGCGCGUCGUGGCUUCCUCCACUUGUACCUAGAUGCUGCUCACAAACGAUAUGGUCCCGCCGUGCGAUUCGGUCCCAACCUAAGCAACAUGUACCGCGCCUUCCGACCAUACACCACUGACGGCCUACUUCUCUCAGUCUUCACGGCAGCAGACGACGCAACGAAUCGACAGAUGAAGCAACAUAUCUCCGUGUACUAUUCGCUCUCGUAUGCGGUAGCCUCUUUUGAGCCAAGAAUGGAUAGUGCUACUCGAAUGUUCUUUGACCAGCUUGAUCAGAAGUUUGUGCCCACGGGAGCACAUUUCGACCUGACAAGUUGGAUGAAAUUCUUGUCCUACGAUACCAUGGGCUUGAUGACAUUCUCCCGUCCAUACGGGUAUGUCCAGCAUGGAAGAGACUUACACGGUAUCAUGGACGACGUCAAGAGGGCAAAUAUGAGCAUCGGACCGAUGACGCAAAUACCAGGGGUCGAUUGGCUCCUACAUAAAAAUGGAGUAGCGAAUUUCUUCAAACGCGAAUCCAUCGCUCCUCUGUUGGAUUACGUUCUGGCGCGUAUCGGAGAGCGUCGAGAAGAGCGUCAGAAAAAUCGUGACAAGCUCCCCAGUGCGAACGCCGACGGGCCCUGUGCAGACGGUGACUUCCUCGGGUAUUAUUUAACAGCCCAGGAGAAAAAGGAAAAUGUGCCCCUUCGAUUUGUGUCAACCUGGACCUUUGCCAAUAUUCUGGGAGGGGCGGACUCCACGGCUUCCAUGCUUCGAUCUGUGGUUUGUUUCCUCGUGGAACACCCUGACGCACUAGAAACGGUUCGGAAUGAGCUGCAAGAUAAGCAACGCAAUGCCGGGGGGCUGACUAUGCCUACUCCUCAAUGGCAAGAGCUGCAAAACCUUCCCUUCCUAGACGCUUGUAUUAAAGAGUCACUCCGGCUUGACGCUCCAUUUGCUAUGCCUCUCGAACGAGUGGUGCCUGCAGAAGGCGCGACAAUCUGUGGUCAAUUUUACCCAGGAGGUACAGUCGUAGGCAUGAGUCCCUACAUUGCUAAUCGCUAUCGGCCCACGUGGGGGGAUGAUGCGGACCUGUGGCGUCCUCGUCGGUGGUUGGAUGGCGAGCCAUCACAUAUAAGAAAACUUGAAGCCAGUUUGCUGAGUUUCGGAGCUGGGACACGAGGUUGUCUGGGCCAGCACGUCGCCAUGUUUGAACUCAAGAAGUUUGUCACGGCCUUAUUCAUGAACUACGAUGUGAGUACUGGAUCAUAA